Trypanosoma rangeli is the source of this 2232-nucleotide messenger RNA. Its product is annotated as paraflagellar rod protein-like protein. Gene Ontology annotation, cellular component: motile cilium. The transcript has a single exon. Gene Ontology annotation, molecular function: calmodulin binding. The record is from RefSeq and is a predicted model, not a curated record. Bases 1 to 2232 code for a protein of 743 amino acids. NCBI's taxonomy places the organism in Eukaryota, Euglenozoa, Kinetoplastea, Trypanosomatida, Trypanosomatidae.
AUGGCGGCGGCGGCGGCGGCGGCGACUAUUUUUCAGCGCAACAAGCGCAUCUAUGUACAGGAGGAGGACAAGCUAGAGGGCGUUGUCUCCGAUGAGACUUUCCAGCAGAAGUUCCACCAGUGGCUGGACGCGACCAUCGCCCAGCUGGAUCUGCAGUUUGAGUUGUGCGAGCAGCAGCUGUCGGAGCUGCAGCAGAACGUGGCGGUGGAGUCCGGAAGCUACUGGUGCAGCAAGACAAUUAUUCAGCACUGCAACCUACACAUGAGUGAGAAACGGCUCAUCGUUGCGGGGAUUGAUAUGGAGGAACACGCGACGCUUCCUGACCUGGUCAACCUCAUCUCCUCUCUGCAGCAGCUCAAGGGUCAGGCAUUUAUAUCCCCCAAGCAGCGGCGCUUCAUUGAGGAAUGUGAGUCCGAGCUGAAGAAAGUCGUGUUUGAGUCCCGAGAGUUGGUCUUUAUCACCAACGCGCUUAAGACAAAACUGCGCGACGACGGCAACACUCGCGGCGUCUUUGGGGAUCUCACAGAGUUUCAAAACACCAUUGAGGAUCUCUCACCCGACAUUGACCAGUGCGAGCAGCUGUUGGAGGCGAGCAUCGCCAACGGCGAGAUGGGGCUCGCGGAGGACAUCUCACUGCGCCAGCUGGAGAUCUACGAGCGAAUCCUCACCCUCAUUACGGACCAAUAUCCCAUUAUCACGAACUACUACACUGAGUCGCGCGACAGCGAUCGGCGUCGUCGGUGGGCCAUUUUCCGCAUGGCAGACAAAGACAUCACCGCCGUUAUUGAGGGGAAGUACCGCCAAAUAGAAGCCUGCGAGGAGGAUCUCAUGAAGAUCAAGGAACAGAUUGAGAACUACAGCAAUGACGACUCUCACCAACGCAAGCGGUAUGAGGCGGAUCGCGACCUCUCCGAUGAAUUUUUGCAGAAAAACAAGAAUAAACAGCAGGGUGUGUGGAAUCGCGUCUAUGAAUUGUACGAGGAACUGCGACGGUGUCAGAUGGAGUUGACCAAACUUGCCCGUCAGCGUCGCAAGGAGAUCGACCGCCGGCUUCAGAUGGAGGAACACGAGGCUGGUCGACGCAGCGGACAUGAGGCGUUUCUCAGGGCCGCUGCGGAGCAUGCACAGAGGCUUCAGGGUAUGAUCAACAACUCCUUGGCGGCGAAGGAACUUGCGACGGCGCUCAACAACUUUGUCUUGGAUGGGUGCGACAGCAUCACAAGCAAGUACGACAAGCAGCAGAAUGCACUAAGUGAGAUGCUGCGGCUUGUGCAGCAGCAUCAUUUUAAGCGCUUCUCCGACUACUACAUUGCUGCAAGUCGCUACCUAUACCGCAAGGAGCGGCGGCUGGAGCAGCUUGAGAAGGAGAUUGAGAGUAACGAGAUGAAGAAGGAGAUGCUCUCAGACCGACUUGACACCAACGCCAAACGCUACGCCGACUUAAAUAAUGAUCUUUUGCUUAAAAGACGUGAGGCGUCACAGGAGGUGCUGUACAUUCGACACAAGUUGGAAAAGGCAGACAGGGCGAUUGAGCCCACGCUACGUUCCUUGCAGUUUGCCGGAGUGGGGUACGUUCACCCACGCGACAUUGUAGAGAAGGUCAACCUGAAUCGCUGCAGCACAAUUCUUGACUACCGUGAAUUUAUGACCCCCUCCAUUUCCUACGACGAGAAGGUGCGCAUGGAGGAGUUGAUAACGUUAGCCGAACUUCGCUCCUCCAUUGACGUUGAAUCUAAAGAGCGUUCCAUCCAGAAACGCCUACGACUCCCUUCGAUUACAAAGAAGGAUUACACUGUGCUUCAGAAACGCGUGAACGCCCUAUUAGAGAAACGAUUUGACGAAGUAGAAUACAUCGCGCCGGUUGCAGCAACCGCGUCGCGGGGUACUGCCUUCUCUGAUUCUGCAGGGACAAAAGACACGGCAAGACAGUCUAUGACGGGGAACAUGGCAUCUGAGGCACCAGGAAAUGCGUCGCCUGCGGCUGCCGUGGACAUGGUCGGGGGUACAACCACCAUUGAUGCUUCGCUACGACACUCGCGGAUGGAGGGAACAGUAAUGAGGGCCUUGUACCCCUACAAGGCCCGCGCCCCUGACGAGUUAACAUUUGAAGAGGGUGAUUUGAUUGUAUGCGUGAACCGAGACCAGGAGGAGGGCUGGUUUAAGGGUGUGUGCAAUCAACGCACAGGGCUGUUUCCUAUCAAGUACGCGGUCCCAGUGGAUGAGUUUUGUUGA